This is a messenger RNA of Peromyscus californicus insignis, 13963 nucleotides long. It is a transcript of the gene Nyap2, whose product is annotated as neuronal tyrosine-phosphorylated phosphoinositide-3-kinase adaptor 2. The transcript has 6 exons. Gene Ontology annotation, biological process: phosphatidylinositol 3-kinase/protein kinase B signal transduction; neuron projection morphogenesis. The record is from RefSeq and is a predicted model, not a curated record. NCBI's taxonomy places the organism in Eukaryota, Metazoa, Chordata, Mammalia, Rodentia, Cricetidae. The coding region runs from base 697 to 2751 and encodes 684 amino acids.
AGAGAGAGAGAGAGAGAGAGAGAGACCAGAGCCAGAGCAAGCUGGUUGUCAUGGGGGAGGGACGAUGCUACAAGCUAGGCUUCUCCAAACCUUCUGUAUGUAUGCAACGAGAAAGAGCAUCUUCUUUGGGGCUGAAAGGAGACAUUUAGAGAGGAUGUGUCUGAUUUUUGUCUCCAUUUAUUUUUGUCUUCACAGAACAUGAUCAAAUGAGGUACCUUAGCCAGCUUGGUGACUGCUUCGGGUCUUGUAAUCAUCUGUGUAGCAAAGUGGGUAAAAUCAUUCAAUUUCUUCCCUGCUGGACCUGGAAGGAGAGGGGCUGUGCGCUCAUCCCCACCCAUUAGCUAUGCCCUCUUUUCUCCGAAUGUCGAUUUAAGGAAGCAAGCAGCUGUCUUCUGCCACUGCAUCUUCCUAGCAAACUUUAAAGGGCAUUUUAUCCGAUAGAAAGAACAUCGAAAAUGCUCUGGUCUCUAGUGAUGAAGAAUCUUGGAUUCAACACUUUUCCCAUCCAGAUAUAAUGCACUUUAAUUGAAGAAAAGCUGAACUGACCUACAAGUCUGUUUCUUAUGGUGCUGGAUUACUCCUACCGAACUGCCCCGAGACCAGCCCUGAGAGAGGGCUCUGACAGACCCAAGUCACCUCCUGACUAUUGCACUUAGCUUUCCCUGGGGACUUAAUUUUUGGAAGCAUCCCGUUUCCAUGAUACCCUCCAAGAUGAUGAGUGCUAAUCCUGAAGAAGACCCUUUGGACACUUUUCUCCAGUAUAUUGAGGACAUGGGGAUGAAGGCAUAUGACGGUCUGGUUAUUCAAAACGCAUCCGACAUUGCUCGCGAGAAUGAUCGCUUGAGAAAUGAAACAAAUCUGGCUUACCUGAAAGAGAAGAAUGAGAAACGGCGAAGACAGGAAGAAACAAUCAAACGCAUAGGGGGAGAAGUAGGGCGAAGCCAGGACUCCAGCUACGCAGGCAAGCACUUCCGCAUGGGGUUCAUGACGAUGCCUGCCCCUCAGGACAGACUGCCGCAUCCCUGCUCCAGUGGAUUCACCGUGAGGUCUCAGUCCCUGCACUCUGUCGGGGGCACUGAGGAUGACAGCAGCUGUGGAUCCCGGAGACAGCCACCUCCCAAGCCCAAGCGAGACCCCAGCACCAAGCUUAGCACCUCAUCGGAGACAGUCAACAGCGCUGCAGUCAGUAAAAGUGGGAGACCUCUGGAGAGGGCGGAAGGUAAACUCGCGGUGCCCACUUCCCAGUCAUCUCCAAGGGCGUCAGCCUCUGGGAACCUGUUUCCUUCUGCUGGGUCCCAGGAAAGAGACAUCAAGGUGUCUGCCAAGCCAAGACCCCACAGUGACGAAUACUCGAAGAAAAUCCCCCCUCCAAAACCAAAACGGAACCCUAACACUCAGCUUAGUACGUCAUUCGAUGAAACCUACAUCAAAAAGCAUGUGCCAAGGAGAACCUCGCUCCCAAGAGAUUCAUCCCUGUCCCAGGUCUGCAGCCCUGCAGCAGACCCUGAGGAAGAGGAACCGGUGUACAUCGAGAUGGUUGGUAACAUUCUUAGAGACUUCAGAAAGGAGGACGAUGACCAGAGUGAGGCUGUGUACGAGGAGAUGAAAUACCCCAUUUUCGAUGACCUAGGCCAUGAUUCCAAAUGUGACUUUGAUCAUCACAGCUGUUCUUCGCAGUGUGCUACUCCCACGGUGCCUGACCUGGACUUCAUCAAGUCUUCAGGACCAUGUACUCCGAAGGGUCUGCUUUGUGAGAUACCCCCACCCUUCCCCAACUUGCUUUCUCACAGACCACCCCUGCUGGUGUUCCCGCCAGCCCCGGUACACUGCUCCCCCAAUUCCGAUGAGUCUCCGCUGACCCCUCUGGAAGUCACAAAGCUUCCUGUGUUGGAAAACGUGUCUUACAUGAAACAGCCACCUGGAGCCUGUCCACCCUCCCUGCCAUCGCACACCUCCAGCCACGCUAAAGACCAGAGCGGAGCCCUAGGCCCUGUGCCUGCGUCCUCUGUGCUCUCUUCAUCCCCUCCACCUCCAUCCACUUUGUACAGAACCCAGUCUCCUCAUGGCUAUCCAAAAAGUCAUUCCACCUCCCCAUCCCCCGUCAGCAUGGGGAGGUCCCUGACGCCCUUGAGUCUCAAGAGGCCUCCCCCUUAUGAUGCUGUGCAUUCCGGCAGCCUCUCAAGAAGUUCUCCCUCAGUGCCUCACUCGACCCCUAGACCAGUGUCGCAAGAUGGGGCCAAGAUGGUCAAUGCCGCGGUGAACACUUACAGCGCUUCUGUGCAGAGUGGCUCCAGGUCCCGGACACCCACCAGUCCUUUGGAGGAGCUCACCAGCCUUUUUACCUCAGGGCGGAGCCUGCUGAGGAAGUCAUCCAGCGGCCGAAGGUCCAAAGAGCCUGCAGAGAAAUCCACUGAGGAGCUGAAAGUCCGAAGCCACAGCACGGAGCCAUUACCAAAGUUGGACAGCAAAGAGAGAGGUCAUCACGGAGGAGCAGCUUCCUCCAGAGAGCCAAUGAAAGCUCAAGAAUGGGACGGAACCCCAGGUCCACCUGUGGUCACCAGCAGAAUGGGCAGAUGCUCUGUGAGCCCCACCUUGUUGGCAGGAAACCACAGUUCAGAACCUAAAGUAAGCUGCAAGCUAGGCCGGUCUGCGUCCACAUCAGGGGUUCCUCCUCCUUCGGUUGCUCCUCUCAGACAAGCCAGUGACCUACCACAGAGCCAGGUACCAUCAUCGUUAGCCAAUCGUGAUUGACUUCCUGUGGUGCAACAUACCAAAUGCUUCCCACCUGUCUGUCCUGUGUUGCUGUAGACACCGUUUGCACUUGCUUUGAUUUCUCUCUGUGUGUAUGGGGAGGGGAAGGGUUCAGCAUCUGUGUUUUCAUCCCCAAGAGAAUGUCUUUCUUCUUUUGUGAUUGGUGAAAGUUUCUUUGCUGUUUGUUACUGAAUCGUUUUGUCUCUGAUUUCCAUCAUUCUGAAUUAUAAAUGUAGUAAAUGUGCACUAUAUGUAUGGGCAUAGUGGCUACUUUAAAAAAAAAUUCGUUCUCUUUUCCAUGUUCUGUGUACUUUUAUACUGUCUUUGAAAAUUUAUCAACAUUUGAUAAAUUUAUCUACUUCUUGUGUAAAUUUCUUUUUAAAUGUUUUGUCCAUAAUAUUUGCACAGAUGUUGUUAAUGAAUCUGUACAUAUAUUUUAACUCUGAUUCUACUAUACUGUAAUAUUUGUGGUAAUUUACUCAGAUUUUUAUUUAGCUUCAAGCAUGAUUGUAAGACAAUGUCAAUACUGAUGUUCUUAUAAAUAUUCAUAUAACUAUUGACUCCUUUGGAUUGAAUGUGGCAACAAGUCUUUCUUCAUUCUUAGCCCAUAGAGACAAAUUAGCCAACCAAAUAACUUCAAUAUUUACCAACAGCUGUAGAUUAAUAGGACAACCUUUCAAAUAAAUGGCAUUUCUAUCUUCAACCAACCAUAUUAGAAAUGUUCUCAGAAAAGGGAAUGUAAGUGUCUUUGCAUGGCAAAUGAGAUCUUCAUUAUCACUUGGAGAAAAGAGAUAAGAAAUAAAGGCAUAAGCUAAAAUACCAUUUAUUCCUUUAUAGUAUAAUAUGUCAUUCUGGUGUUCAUUUGGGUGAAUGGCUGUGAAUGGGAGUUUAGGAAAAGGACAAUCACUACAUAUAAAUAUUGUUUUGUAACUCAACCAAUAGGAAACCAAUACCUUAACUGGUGAGCUUUGGUUGUUUUUGCUGUGAGGUAUUAUGGAUAUUAAGCAGGACAACACCAUGUUGGAGUAGUAGUUCUGCUUCCUAGCUCUUGUAUUUGCAUUCAUGGUACUCUGGCGAAACAAGACAUUAUAAAACUAAUAAGAUCUUCUAGGAAACUGUCCAGCACUGAUCAUCAAAUUGCUCAUUCAUCAAAUAUGUUAAAUGUCAGUAUCUUUUAAAAUCAUUUUGUGCUUCUUAAUAUUUUUGUCUGACUAAACUAUGCACAUUAUUUAAUUUAUGAAUAUAUGAAUAUCUACAAACACUUGUCUCUCUCAGGUGCAUCUCAAGUAUCAUUUAUGAUUUCUUGUGUCUUAAUUUAAACCACUAAAGGCCUUUGUAAUUAAAUAUAUCCAUUUUAACUACUCUAAGGGUUGUAGGAUAUGUGGGGAGGGGACACUUGCCUCUGAGUCACAGUGACAGAAAGGACCACUUCUCUACUGUCUCUUAAACAUUGAAAAGCUAUUAAAGACGUGAUAUGCAGAUUAGUCUCUUUUAACACAGUUAGGAAACUCUCUGUAGCCCAAUUGUCUGGUUAUGUGUGGCGUAUGGUUAUUUGUCUGAUUGUGUGCUUAUGGAACCAGAAGAAUGACCAAAAGAGAGUAGGUAUUUCAGCAGCCAAAGCUGACCUCCUACUGGACCUCAAGCUUCCCCACAGCAGGAAUUCCUCUGGGCCAUGCAGGAGAUUUGGCCUACAGUAUCUGUCAUUCAUGUUAGUAUACCUUGAAGUUAGCCCAGCAUGUAUUUCUAAAUACAGAAAAGCCCAAAUAGGGAACAUGGAAAAGAGUCACAAAGAUCAUUACAUGUUAUGAUGAAGUUGCAUUAGCAUAAUGCAAGUAGGAAAAUUCCCAUUAUCUUACAUGUGCUCUCAAUAGUUCUGUCUGAUUGAUUUAGAAAAAUGUGAGGCUUUAGUUUUCUGCAGAGCUCUCUAUUCUGUUUAAUUAAUGUCAGAGUUAAAUGAAGGAAAGAUUACCUUUAAAUGGCAGCUGGAUCUUGAAAUGUUGGAAUUAUUUAAUUUCUACAUUCCUGCAAGGAACUCAAAUGGCAGGGAUUCUGAUUACAUUUUAUAAACGACUAUGUCAUAGGAUAUUUACAAUUUAAAUAUUGCAUGGUCAUUAAAUUUGAAUGCUUUAAGUAAAAGAUAUUUAGAGGCCACUUUUUGAGUCCAGCACUCUUAUAACCCGCAUCUCAGAAAUCCAUUACUGGGAAGAAUAAAACAACAAACUCAUGCCGGUCCCCAAGAGUCUGCCAUCUAUCCCUUCCAGGUGUGCAACAGAGUAAUGUCAUUUAGAACCUCACCUAAGAAGACUUAAACUCUUUGGGUGGCAAUUAGGUCAAAGGACUCUGGAGUGUCUGCUAGCUGGCCCAGCAGUCCUCCAUGUCUGGAUGUGUCCUUUAUACCUUUAUUGUCAGAAGUCAAAGCUGUCAAUAGAAGUAACCAGGAAAAAUUAUAAAGUAACCAGAGAAUAUAUAUAUAUAUAUAUGUAUAUGUAUAUGUAUGUAUGUAUUAUUACAGGAGGAUCCAAGGUGAAGUUUGCACAGUGACAAUCCCAUGCCAUUCACUGUCAUAUCUGCUUCUUGUGUACAGGACUCACGCAGACAUGUGCAAAGCGUUCCUGUAUUGUGCAACAUUAGAUGGGUACUCUUACUAUCCCACAUGGCAACUGAGAGUGCUAGGAUGAGGUGGCUACCACAGCCUUCCCAGAGGUUUUUCUUUGUAUGUUUUCUUAUGGGUUCCUAGAGCCUAUGCUAGAUCUGAAAUACUCAAAUAUGUCACACAUUUUUUUCUGAGCCUGUUUUCUUAUCUGUAAAGUAUUGGAAGUAUUAGUUGAUUAGUAGUAUUGUUGAGAAUCAAUGUGAUUUCAUAUAUAUGUAUAUGUAUACAUAUAUGCAUAUACACAUAUACACACACCACACACACACACACACACACACACACACACACAUAUAUAUAUAUAUAUAUAUAUAUAUAUAUAUAUAUAUAUAUAUAUAUGAAAAAGCCUAGGUAGAUAGUAACUGCUAGAAAAAUAUUAAUUCUUUCUCUUCUUCCCUUAUAUAAUUUAACUCUCCCAAUAAUCUAAUUUUCCUACUUGCUGGAAAACUCUAAGGGAAUACUUGUGACCAGUGGUAUUACAAAGGAGGUGGAUGCUGAUGGUUUGUUUGCUUCACUCCAGUAUUACCAGCCACAGUAAUAGAACAGUGAGAAAUUAGACACUCAGAAUUUACUAGACAGUAGUGACUUUGUCUUGUCCUGUACUUAGAUGUGGUUUGGUUGCAAAGUAUGCAAAAAUUAACCAUAGGUGUAAUUUCAGUUCAUCUGUCAUAUAAAAUUUAUUAUCCUAUUUGAAUUAAAUGAUAACUGAAUGCAAUGGAAAUACUAUAGCUAUAUAGGAUACUAUCAUCCCAUCAAACAAUGCAGAAACACGGGGCACAUUUUUGCUAAGGUCAGAAUUGACCUUAAGAUUUACCCCUCCACUGUUUCAAAUACCUUGUUCCUAUUAAAAAACAUCAUGCACAUUGUAGAAUUCAUAUGUAAAAACUGAAAUGAAUGCGGCUUCAACAGGCCUGCUCAUAUGGCUUGGAGCAAGUCAACAAAUUAGUGGAUACAAGGCUCCCCCUAGCAACUGAAAUGCAUACUACAACCUGCACUUCAAAGGGGGCUUAUAUUAGAGACUUACUGUCUUGUUUUUAAAUACACCUUUUGGGAGGGGGAAAAUAAGGAGUCACAUCCAAUGCCCCAGAGUGCUGAGCAUCUUUAUGAAUAGAUGAAGCUUAUUUUGUGGGGAUUUAUGAUAUCUUCCAUUCAUUCUUUAUCCAAACUGAGUCUCAAGAAAAAAGGUUACUCUUCAUCCACAGAUGGAAAUUGAAUACAGGGGGGAAAACAACUUAAUUCAACAAAUGGAAGAAUAUCUUCUUGAAUUUUUUUCUGCCACCAAUGUCUUUGAAAUGAGUAGCCUAUGAGUCCUUCCUAAAAAGAAGUUCUUUCUAUCUGGUGGGUAAGUUUGCCUCCAACUUAGAUGACCAGUGGAGUAUGAGGAAAUGCUUGUACAUUAAUACCAGCUCACAGCCCCACUGCACUUAUUUUACUGGCUUUCAAUUUUCCUAAUUCUGUGACCCUUUAAUUCAGUUCCUCAUGUUGUGAUGACCCCAACUGUAAAAUUACUUCAUUGCUACUUCAUAACUGUAAUUUUGCUACUGUUAUGAAUCGUAAUGUAAAUAUUUGAUAUGUGACUCCCCCCAAGGGGCUGUGACCCACAGGUUGAGAACCACUGAUUUAUUUGAAUAAUAAAUACAGUCACGCAGAGCAUGCCUCUCUGUAGAGACAGUAGAGAUCUUUAGUUGUCUUCCUCUAUUUUAUGCUGCAUAUGAGUAUUACCCCUCAGGCUGAAGCACCACUCUGACUGAAGCAGGUAUCUCAAACAUUUGUGUUCUUCCUGCAACUGCCACCAUUCUCAGACCUCUGUAUAGCAUAUUCGUAUCGUAAAAUAUCAGUACUUUGUACUCUUAUGCCCAUUAAGCAGACAUAGUAUUUCUAUUAGUGGGAAAGCUGAAGCUAGAGUGUCACUGUCAGUUCAACUUCUGAGACUAGUUACACACUGCCAAGGUGUAAGCCCAGGUCAUUCCAUUAAAGCCAGGCCCUACCCACAGCUGCCUUCUUUCUACUUCCUUUCUCAGGUGUUCUUCACGUUCUUGUUUGCUCACCUGCUUAUUACAAAUGCAGAUGUUCUUAGUCUUGCCAUUAGUGUUCAUCACUAUUACGUGAAGACUGCUUGGGAGAGACUGAAUUUCACCAAGACCUCAACCAAGUAGGGUCCUAUCUAUGACUUAGAAUCCCCAAGAGUGAAAUGAGGUUGUCAGUGUGACCCUUCUUUGGGAAAUGACUCUCAAUUCCCCUUGGUUUCCCACUCUUGUGUUCUCCACUGGAAGAAUUCAGAAGAGACACAAAGAGCAGAGUGCAAAGGAUAGAAUUUGUUGUAGAAGAAAGGGAUGAAAGUGUAUGAUGUAUAUGAUGGCUGAAGUGACCAUUGCUUCUGGUUAUAUUUUAGGCUGGCGUAUUAGUUACUCUUCUAUUGCAGUGAUAAAAUACCAUAAUCAAGGCAACUUAUAGAAAGAAGGGCUUAUUUGGGCUUAUGGUUCUAGAGGGAUAAGAGUCCAUUUUGGCAAGGAAGCAUGGCAACCAGUAGCCAGUUAGAUGAGGAUGCUGAGUGCUCACAUAUUGAACUAUAAGCAAGAAGAAGAGAGAAUGAACUAGGAAUGAUGUGAGGUUGACUUCUCAAAGUCUGUUCCCAGUGUCAUACUUAUGUCAGCAGGGCCAUGCCUACUAAGCCUCCCCAAACAGUGCCACCAACUGGGGACUCAACCUUCAAAUGUCUGAGACUCUGGGUGCUAUUGCAUUCAAACCACUACAGCUGACUUUAUACAACCCCUAAAGUCUCUAGAACAUGCAGCUUUUCUUUGGGGGUAUUUUACUGUCCAAGUAGCUGGUAGACCCUUUUAAACUGACUCUUAUGAAGGGGGAUCAUGAUGUACUUGAAAUCAGAAAUCCAUUGGCUAGAGAGCAAUCAUGUAAGAUUUUUGAUAGUUACCUGCUAAUAAACUUUCUAGUGGUUCAAAUGUCACACCUCCUUUCCAGGGUCAGAGAUAAGAUUCAAAUCCCAUUCUGUUGAGCAAUAAUCAGAGUCCUAUAGUUUUAGACCUUAGUUUUAUAAGCUGCUGAUUAUAAGGAUGGCAUCCAUCCCCAGUGAUCUCCAAGUCUGCUGACACAUGAACUACUUGACAGCAAAAGAGAGCCAGGUGUCACAUAUUGUUCGUAACAUUCUCGUGUGGAGUGUAGACUAGUGUUAAGAGAAACUGCUGACCGUGUUGAAAGGAUGCCUCAGUGCUCCUCCAAGUCGAUGUGACCAUUCAGAGUGUGUGCAUGGUCUGUGAGCAUGCAUAAAUGUGCAUGUGCUGGUAUGGGUGUGCAUAAGUAUACAUGCCUAUGUAUGUGAGUGUGCAUGCCUCUGAACAUUAGGCCUUGAGCACACCAAACACAUUGCAUAUUCAGAAAACAAUGUGCAUUCUCCUCUCAUAUCUGGACCUGAAAGUAUCAGCUGCAGGAGUGUGGGUGUAGUUUUAGCCAACCGCACACAACAGAUAUUAAUGGAUUCACCAAGGGUUACCUGACUUCUGGAUUUCUUCAGCAAUCCCAUAAACAGACACUUUAAAGGGGAAAAAUAACCAUACUGUCAGUUCAAAGCAUUUGUUUUUGUGAAGCAAAGACUGCAUUAGAGCUGGUUAAUAAUCCCUGGUUGUCAGCUAUUUUGACAGGGAAGGUAUUUGGUAUUUGAAAUGCUGCAUUUAAUGGCUCUGUUCCUAGAAAAUGAGGAAGUCAUUUGAAGGACCAAAGAGUGUCAAGAGUAAUCCUACCUGACACCAUCAACUUUGCAUAUGAAAGGAAAAGAAGCUUUCCAGAGAAGCCCAGGGAGCCAAAGUUGCUUAUCUUUCAAGUGCACUCUGGGUAGAUCCCCAAUCUGUGCCAUUUACCAAGAGAAGCCUAAAUAAUGAAACAGGAGGCCCUUGGAGAGUCCAGACAGUCACACACCACCUUGGUGUUACCAUGCCUGUGAAAUCCCCAAGUGUUUUGAUUUCUGAAUUCUUACAAAAUAAGAUAAUGGAUUUGAAAGCACAUCUUAGACUGGAAUGUUGGAAAGUAGCAAUGUUCUUUGUCUGUCAUUCAUUUGUUCAUCAUGUGGCUCCUUUGAUCAUUUUGUCUGAGCACAGAAAUGCAGAGAAUGGUUUCUUACUUCUUAGCACAGGCAUGCAUCAAGAGAACCAGACACACAUUGGGCAGGAGAUCAGAAGAGGGAUGAACCACAGCACCAGUUUUGUGCUUUGAAUUUCUUUCUCUUGAAUCCAGAUGUAUUUUGGAAGACAGCUGUGUCUCUAGUCCAUUUCUUCCACUCUAAUUUCUAUCCUAGAUCUAUUUUUCACACCUCUAAAGGAGUGAUUACAUGUGAUAUGCAUGCUUCUCUGUGUGACAUUCUGUAGAGUUGCCCAUUGCCUACAGUGCAGAAGAUAUACUCCUCGAAGGAUUUCAAGACCUCAGUCGGUGAGUUGGUCCUGGUCUUGUUCAGCUAAAUUAUCUACCCCUUAUUCAUACCCUUUCACUGCUCCUUGGGCCCACUGCACAAUUUCUAUUAGACAAUCUUUUUUCACUUUUUAGUAUCCCAGGGUGUUUAUAAAGCCUGCACAGGCUUCACUUCUAGGAACCUUCUCCUAGUGCUGACAUGAGUAACAAUUCUACUUCUGGUCAGAGUCAAGUGCAAUCUGCCGUCUAGGAAGCUGUUCCUACUAUCCCAAGCAUGUUUUCCUUCUUUUCUUCAUGAUCAUAAAUGACCUUGUAGUGAACAUUGGCUGAGGAUAUUACUUUAGAUCAUGGACCUGUCCUUUGAAGAGGCUUGUCACUCUAAGAGACCAGAUACUGAAGCCUGAAGAAAGCAGGUCACUCUCACCUCUCUGUCUGUCUAUCUGUCUGUCUGUCUCUGUAUCUCCUUCCCUCUCUCCCUCCCUCCUUCCCUUUCUCUGUGAAGUGGAGUAAAGAAGCCAUACUGUUUUUAAUUGAUGGCUCCUCCAUGCUUUCUAUAAGAUACAUUAUGUUGAACUAAGUAGUGUGAUGCCUUCUCCAAAGACUGUGUCAGAUGUUUUCUUUUGUUUGAGAGGAUGUCUCUGAAGAGUCCCUCUUCUGUUCUCGAACAAACCCAUAUCUAUCAUCAUGCCUGUGAUGGCUGUGGCUCUUCCUCUUACUUAAGUGAUCCCUGCUAAUGAAGUUCCUCUCCAACUUUCAAAGAGAAGCGCUCACACACACACCACCUUUCCCUUCCAGGACCCACUUCUAUUGUCUCUGAUAAAAUAUACUCUUCCUUUUUAAUGCUUUCCACCUCAAGGCCUAGCCAUGGCUCUUAUAUUCUUGGAAUAGUUCCUCUUUUACCAAAAGGUAACUGUGUCAGUUCCUUUCUCAAAAAAGAGCCCUAUUACUCAUAAUACAUGUGACCUCUGUUCUGUGUUCACCCAAACAAGGAGCAUGGGAAAUUUUUGCUGAAUUUCUAAAUGUACAGACAUAUGUCAGGUAUUUUGUGGGUGAGGAGAGAGAGAGAGAUAUCCCAUUUCUCUACUAUAGUAGCAAUUUCAUUUUUCCGUAAUGCCAUUUUCAAACUUCAGAGAUGCAGUAGCCUUAAGUAUUUGCAUUAGAUUGCAGUUUCCUUUACAGUGGGAAUAUGUAUUUUCACAUUAGAAAGUUCUGGUUGUCUUAGUAUGCAGUAAAGGAGCGAUUCAUGAUGAAAGUACAACAGAUAAGCCUUCGACAUGCUGUGAUAAUGAUUGGUAGAAGCACGGGGACUCCCGACAGUGGUUCUCAUAUUUCUCAAAUAUCCUCCAUCAGCUAUUAAAUGGAGGAGUUCAUUUGCUUUCUGAGGGUGACCAAGAAAAGUCAGAGAGAUAAUAGAAAUGCAAUGCCCACUGAGAGAGGUAACACAAUAUUGCAACUCAGAGAGGAAAGAAACCCCCAUCAAACUCUUUCUUGAACACAAAGUUUAGUUUUAAUCAGCUUUGUCAACAAAAGGAGCUAGCAUAUCACUGAUGACAUUAGAGGAAGACCGUGCUGUACUUAAGUGAUGCUAAGAUGUGUUGGGGGCAGAACAUUAACUUUGAUAGAGAGUAAAUGAAAGUGUAUGAAAACCUGUACAGUCCCAGAGAACAGAGUGGAGUGGGGACUUUCCCACAAAUUAUUCAGUACAAGAUAUUAUCUUAAAAAAAAAAAAAAGAAUAGGUUUAUUGAAGCUGCACUGUUUCUCUUUCCUGCUCUCUCCCUCACUCCCAUCCCCAUCCCCCCUUUAAUGACUCCGCCUUAUAGGACGGGUGCCAUGGCACAGGGAUACUUGCUUCUGCAUUAGUUACACGCUUGUAGAAUUUUUAAGAAUACCUCUGCAGCCAAAUUUAAAGAAAAAAAAAGUUCAAAAACAGUGAAAUUUCACAGGGACAGACAGUUGUUGGCGGUGAUACUACACUGACCUGAUUGUAAUCGGGUUCAGUUUGUGCCAUCAGUGACUCACCGAGAGGCCAUGCUAACCAACACCCAGAAGGGGGCAGCACUUUAUUUGCGUACCACCCCACUUCCCCCCACCCCAGCCCCACCUCCCCCGACUCCGCCCCAAGCAAGUAUGAACUGCCCAGGUUCCAGCAUGAGUGACAGGUUUCAAUUCCCCUCUCAGAAAUGGGGUUGCGGAGUGAGGUCCAGAAGGUGGAGUAGAAGGAGCCCUAUGCCUCACCUUUACUUCUCCUCCUUUCCCUCAGCUGCACUCAGGCAGGUCAGGCGGGUGGCUGGCUGCAAGACCCUGGAGCAUGCUGCUGAGACCCUCGGAGCUGAGUAGUGCUCUGGCAGUCUUGUGUGGCACAGACAGGAAACCAGCAGCUGGAAUCUCUUCGAAAGUGCAGCAGAGAGUAAAGGAAUUCAAGGCCAUUUUAAAUUUUGUCCUCAUUCUAAACUCCUGUGCUCUAAAACGCCUUCACUUUUAUGCAAAAUUAUCCACUUCCUGUGUCACCUGUCUCCUGUUUAGCCUGGCUUCCUGCAUGCCACUGACUAAGGCUUGCUAACUAACGUGUGUAGCUGCCGUGACAUUUCGCAGUAAUGCUCAGUAGUAUGUUAGACUUCACAAAUGGCUUUCAUACAUCCAGUCAACAGAUCCUCAUUGCUCAGCUGCUGCCACCAUAUGGUCUGGUAGGUAUUGUAGCUUGCAAAACGGUUGAUCCAAUUUCUUAUAUUUAGAGGAAUUUCAGCCUAAUAAAGAGACCAGUUGUGUGUGUGUGUGUGUGUGUGUGUGUGUGUGUGUGUGUGUGUGUGUGUGUACAUGUGUGUGCACUCACAGCUCAGUAUAAUUAAGAAGAGAGUACACAGAGGACAGGCAGAUUCAUUGCCCACUGUUAGAGAUGUCACUGAAGGUGGUCAAGUGCAGCUUUAUAGAAGGAGGAAGUGGCAUUUGCUGGACUCUUUUAACAAGAGAGGGAACAAGGUCACUGCAGCCGACAUCAGGUUUGCAAAGGAGUGAAGAUCUAUGAGCUGUGUAACUGGUCAGUGCAGCUCCAGCAAGCCACUGGCAUGGAGGGAGUUACAGAUGCUGAAGAGGAAAGACAGGAAAACUCAUGAGGGGAUGAAGAACAAAUGUCUAAGCUCCGAAAACCAAGGGGCCAUCCCAGUAGUCAUUGUUUCUCCAGCUUGUGAAUGAAGCAACUGGCCUGAUUAGGAUGUUCAGCAGCUACUUGCCAAGAGCUGCUUCCUUAGAAUUCAACAGCUCAUUCCUUUGCGCAUAAUCCUUAAGGAUUCGAUGACAAGAUGAUUAUAGGAGACUUAAACAAUUAACAUGAGUAAAGGGCGAACUGUUAGCCCACAAGAACCCCCAACGGGUGGACUUCCUAAGAUCAUUCAUCUGCUUGCUUCACUUUUUAAAAAAAUGUUAGCAAUCUAGGGAAAUAUGAAUACUAAUGAACAGACUCACAUUCUUUUCAUUAUAAUCCAUCUCUGAAUAUUCCAAUGUGUCAAGAAUAUCUUUUUAAACCCUUCCACUAACCUAAAAAAAAAAAAAAAAAUCAAGUAACCCAUAAGGAUUCAAUUCUGUGGUCUAAUUGGAGCUUAUUUUCAAAUCUCAAAAUGGCCAAUCCCAAAAGCCUUUCAAGUAUCGAGAAUCAAAUCUUCAAAUCUUGGUAUGGGAACUAGUUUGAGUUCCAUAGAUUCCCUUGCUCUUUUCGUAAAAAUGGAUUUUUUUUUAUGACAACCAUGACUGUCCUGCAAAUCUAUGGUCUAUCAGAUGAAGCAAUUAAGUAGCAGCAGGUAAAACAAAAUCCCAUGUUCACAAAGCAUGUGACAGAAGGUUGGGGACUGGACCUCGUCCCUCCUCAGUCCAGGUGCAACGUUCUAGGGCUGCGGGGAUCCCUAAAGUCUGUUCCACCAGAGUUCUGGAGCAAAUGCCUUUUGCAAAUUUCCUAUGCAGCUAAUCACCACUAGAGGGCGAGAGAGGACCUUCAAAGUUAACAUGACUGCCUUUGCUUGAACUAGAAAUCAUUUAACAGUCACAUGUUUAUUGCAAUUUAAGGGUUACACACCAACACUCAUGCACGCGAGCAUGCGCGCGCGCGCGCGCGCGCACACACACACACACACACACACACACACACACACACACAC